AAAGCCAAAGACUUCUGAACUCACUAUGCCUGCAAGUGCCUUCUUCGUAAAAUGAGACAUGAAGUGGACUCUUCCCACGGUGCUCGCCCAGAUUGCAAUUCUAAGGUCUAUAACCCACUAGAAUUGCUGAGAUGCAGGACGCCUGCAUCACUUAAAGGCCUUUUUGCUGUUGGUAGGAAAUGACAGCUGCUGAGAAAAUGACCAGCAAAGAACCUGAUCGGCCUGAGGACAUGGUGACCUUCCCCGAGGUGGCUGUGAGCUUCUCCCCAGGGGAAUGGCUGUACCUGGAUGCCCCUCAGAAGAAGCUCUACAGAGAUGUGAUGCUGGAGAUCUACCAGCACCUGCAGGCCAUAGGUGCUUCUCGAUUUAAACCUUCCCUCAUCUCAUGGUUGGAACAAGGAGACUUGAGGAUGAUGAAGAGCAUCUUUAAAGAAUGGCAACCCCAACUUCAAGCAUUGGAGUGUCAUUCAUUUCAGUUUGGAAAAGCAGCAUCCAGUUGGUUGGAGAAGGGCAGCCAUCAGCAUGCGUGGAAUGCAUCUGUUCAUGAAGAAUGCAAGAAAGACUCACAUGAACACUCACACCAUGGCCUCUGUGGGGGAGCUCUUCCCCGGGGAGCGAGAUCACCCACAGACCCACAGCAGGAAAGAAGCUCCCUGUCCCCAAAGCCGAUGACUGGCAAAGCCACCAGGAAGUCAGCCAGCCCACUGCAUGCAAAAACACAGCCUGGCACGAAGCCAUUUAAUUGUGAUAAACACGGAAUCCUUACAGAUCGUGUUCCCAGGAAUAAUCCGGUACAGAAACACCCCUCCCAGUGUCAGGAAACUGCGAGAAGCUUGCCAUGCGCCCGGUACCCUGCUGCCCAGAGUGGCAAGCAUGCCUACGCAUGCCAGCAUUGUGGCAAAGCUUUCAGCCAGUCCUGGAGCCUGACGACACACAUGAGAAUCCACACGGGAGAGAGGCCCUACAAGUGCAAGGAGUGUGGUAAGACCUUCACGCAGUCCUCCGGCCUAAGACAACACAUGAAGAUCCACACGGGAGAGAAACCUCAUACAUGUGUCAGGUGUGGCAAAGCAUACUCCUACUUAUCGGAUCUCACCAAGCACUUCCGGAUCCAUACAGUGGAGAAACCGUAUGUGUGCCUGGUGUGUGGGAAGGCCUUUGCUCAGUUUUCGGGUCUCAGCCUCCACCGGCGGAUCCACACGGGAGAGAGACCCUUCGUGUGCAAGGACUGUGGCAAGGCCUUCACGCAGUCUUCCAACCUGAAGACGCACAUGCGGAUUCACACCGGAUUGAAACCCUACUCGUGUCAGGAGUGUGGGAAAGACUUUACGCAGUCCUCACACUUGCUUCUUCACAUGAAGGUCCAUGCCGGGGAGAAACCUUUUCAGUGUGACAAAUGCAGGAGGGCCUUCAUUCAGUCCUCCGGCCUUCGGAAACAUAUGAGAAUCCACACGGGUGAGAAGCCAUACGAGUGCAGAGAGUGUGGGAAGGCCUUCACUCAGGCCUCCGUGCUCACUCUCCAUAUGAAAACCCACAGUGGAGAGAAACCCUACCCGUGUACAAAGUGCGGAAAAGCAUUCGCGUAUUCCUCGGUGCUGGCUGUGCACAUGCGAAUCCACACGGGAGAAAAGCCCUAUGCGUGUCAGGAGUGUGGGAAGGUUUUCACUCAAUACUCAGGCCUGAGUGCCCAUCAGAAAAUUCACACUAGAAAGAAACCUGAAAAAUAAAAGAAAUGGACAAUGGCUCUGAGGGCCAGUAACAGUGGGGAAGGCCCUGACCUUGCUGCUGAUCCAGGUUCCAU
Messenger RNA from Suncus etruscus (white-toothed pygmy shrew), 1801 nucleotides. RefSeq names its product zinc finger protein OZF-like. The coding region runs from base 180 to 1727 and encodes 515 amino acids. Gene Ontology annotation, molecular function: DNA-binding transcription factor activity, RNA polymerase II-specific; RNA polymerase II cis-regulatory region sequence-specific DNA binding. The transcript is spliced from 6 exons. The record is from RefSeq and is a predicted model, not a curated record. Gene Ontology annotation, biological process: regulation of transcription by RNA polymerase II. Lineage: Eukaryota; Metazoa; Chordata; Mammalia; Eulipotyphla; Soricidae.